Molecule: messenger RNA, 945 nt
Organism: Podarcis muralis (Common wall lizard)
Lineage: Eukaryota; Metazoa; Chordata; Lepidosauria; Squamata; Lacertidae
Product: olfactory receptor 8U3-like
Biological process (GO): G protein-coupled receptor signaling pathway
Cellular component (GO): membrane
Molecular function (GO): olfactory receptor activity; G protein-coupled receptor activity
Source: RefSeq, a predicted model, not a curated record
AACAAAAUGGCAAGAGAAAAUCAUACUGUAGUGGCAGAAUUUUUCCUCUCAGGCCUCACAGAAAAUCCUGAGGUAGCCAUUAUUUGUUUUCCCUUCUUUCUAGCAAUAUACAUGAUCACUUGUGUGGGGAAUCUUGGGAUGAUUGUCUUGAUUAGGAUUGAUUCCCGACUCCACACCCCUAUGUACUAUUUUCUCAGUAACCUAGCUUUUGUGGAUUUCUGCUAUUCCUCAACUAUAACUCCCAAGACCCUGGUGAAUUUUUUAGCUGUCAGGAAAGCCAUUUCAUUUGGUGGCUGCGUUGCACAAUUGUUCACCUUUGUCCUGACUGCAAGCGUUGAGUGCCUUCUACUGGCUGUAAUGGCCUAUGACCGAUAUGUGGCCAUUUGUAACCCACUCCUCUAUACAGCCAUAAUGACAAAGAAACUCUGUGCUCAGCUGGUAGGCAUUACCUAUCUUAUCGCCUUUAUCCAUGCUCUUGCACAAACUAUCUCCACGUUCAGGCUCUCCUUCUGUGCCUCCAAUGUCAUCAAUCAUUAUUUCUGUGACAUUCCCCCUCUCAUAAAGCUCUCCUGCAGUGAUACCUACAGUAAUGAGAUUGUGCUUUACACCUUUGGCACUUUCCAUGGCAUCUUCACCUCAGCAGAGAUUGUGGUCUCCUAUGUGUACAUCAUCUCCACGAUCUUGCAUAUUCGCUCUUCAGAAGGCAGACGCAAAGCCUUCUCUACCUGUGCCUCUCACCUCACAGCUGUCUUGAUAUUUUAUGGAACCACAGUGUUCAUGUAUGUCCGACCAAUUUCAAGCUACUCUCUGGGCCGAGACAAAGUGAUCUCUGUGUUCUACACAGUGGUGAUCCCCAUGCUGAAUCCCCUGAUCUACAGCCUGAGGAAUAAGGAGGUGAAGGAUGCGCUGAUGAGAUUCUCAAGAAGGCUGAAGUUUUCUCAGUAA